AUGGAUAGUAAAUCAGGACAAGAGGAAUCCGAUACAAAUAGUCAACCAGCCAAAGUCACAAAAUCUAUGAACGACCUAACCAACGAAUUGGGCGAUAUUUUAAUAGAUGACUUAGGACUUGAUGACGAUUUUGACUGUGUGUCUAGUCAUGGAAUGACUCGUGAAUUCCUGUUGGUGCUUGACAAGAAGUUCAUGCCUAAAUUCAACGAGGGGGAUCUACAAUGUGCUAAAAGGCCAUGGGUACAAUUCGCUGCAACAGCUGCUGCUUAUGUGUACAAGUCUGUUGGCCAGUGUGUGUCAGAACCAUUGCGUGUAUGGUUAAGCAAUGUAGCGAGCUCUGCAAUUCUCUACGGACUUCUAGGAGAGUUGGCCACACCAGGAACAGCAGGUACAGAUGAAGGCACACGUUCUUCUGGAGAAGCGACAACUGAAAAUUUAUCACUCCCGGACAUAUGUCUGGACGAUGGUCAAGAUGGUUAUUGGUAUUAUGGUAGUUGGACGGUAGACAAUGUAGCAAAUAGUUAA
Molecule: messenger RNA, 525 nt
Organism: Trichobilharzia regenti
Lineage: Eukaryota; Metazoa; Platyhelminthes; Trematoda; Strigeidida; Schistosomatidae
Source: the annotation of a GenBank genome assembly